UUCUGGUGGCUUCGGUGCCUCUCGAUCCCCUCCCAUCCCCCACUCCUCUCCCCGCGCUCGUCCUCUCCGUCCGCCGCGGCCCGCAUGUAAGCGAUCGCCGCACUGCCCGUCCGACCGGCCAUGGCGUCGACGCUGCUGCGCAAGGUGUGGGGCUCCGUGCUCUCCCGCGCGGUGCCGCGCGACCCGGACGCCUCCGCCUCCUCCUCCUCCCCGCGCCGCCGCGGCGCCCCGGCGGCGGCGGCGGCGGCGGAGUACGGCUCCCUGGGCGCGCUCGACGCGGUGCCGAUCGACGUGCUGGCGCAGAUCCUGCGCCUGCUGGGCCCCGCCGACGCCGCGCGCUCCGUCGCCGUGUGCCGCACCUGGCGCCUCCUCGCCUCCGACAACGCGCUCUGGGCCUUCUUCCUCAGCCUCGGCCCCGACCCCUGGGACCUCGUCGUCUUCGCCGAGACCCACCUCGCCGCCGGCCCCGCCCAGCCCCGCAGCGUCUACUUCGGCACCGUUCGCGUCCCGCCGCAGCUCUCCUUCAAGCGCAUCUACGGACAGCGAGCGCUCGUCCCAGGCUCUAUCAUAGUCGAUGGUGGAUCAGGCUAUUGCAAGUAUGGCUGGAGCAAGUAUGCUGCUCCUUCUGGGCGUUGUGCAACUUUUCUGGAAUUUGGUAACAUCGAGUCCCCUAUGUAUGCAAGACUUCGUCACUUUUUCUCGACAAUCUAUAACAGGAUGCAUGUAAAGCCUUCUGCUCGACCAAUUGUUGUUGCCCUUCCCCUCUGCCACUCCGAUGAUACCGAGGCUGCUAGGGCCUCAAGAAAGCAAUACAAGGAGACAUUGUACUCGGUUUUGUUCGACAUGAAUGUUCCUGCUGUUUGUGCUGUUGAUCAAGCACUCCUAGCUUUGUAUGCUGCUAGACGAACCUCUGGUAUUGUUGUCAACAUUGGAUUCAAUGUCACAUCCGUUGUUCCCAUCUUUCAAGGUAGGGUGAUGCGUGAGAUAGGCAUUGAAACUGUGGGGCAAGGUGCUCUGAAACUUACUGGAUUUCUAAAGGAGCUAUUGCAGCGAAGGAAUAUUUCUUUUGAAUCACUGUACACUGUUCGGACAAUCAAGGAGAAAAUUUGCUACGUCGCGGCUGAUUAUGAAGCAGAACUAUGUAAAAACACACAAGCUUCCUGUGAGGUGGAUGGUGAAGGGUGGUUCACUCUAUCAGAAGAAAGAUUCAAGAUGGCAGAAAUCCUUUUCCAGCCCCAGAUUGGAGGAGUUCGUGCUAUGGCUUUGCACAAAGCAGUAUCUCUAUGUAUGGAUCACUGCUACAAUACAGAGGUGCUCCGUGACCACAGCUGGUUCAAGACGGUGGUUUUAGCUGGUGGAUCGUCGUGCUUACCUGGUUUGCCAGAGAGGCUCGAGAAAGAGCUCCACAAACUUCUUCCUCCAUACAUCUCAGAAGGAAUAAGGGUUCUGCCUCCUCCAUUUGGCACAGACACCGCCUGGUUCGGUGCAAAGAUGAUCGGCACUGUGAGCACUUUCUCGGAUGCAUGGUGCAUAAACAAGAAGCAGUUCCGCCAGAAGUCACGCCACAGUGGUUCGUCUUUAGUGAAUGCAUGGCGAUAGAUCGUGACGGACGCAGCUAUGAUUGGCAAAGCCAGCGAAAGAGCCAUGAGGUUGUUAUCCUCUAAAAUAUGGUACAGAUCUAUACAGCAUCAGUCCCCGGUGUACAUAACAGAUAUAUGGUUACAUGUAUAUGGAUGAUAGAUUAUUGUGAGUAAAUAAAAAUGAUACAUUGUUAUUGGCUAUGGGAUGCUGUAUAGCAUAAGUGAAUGUAUCAUGCUGUGCGCAUUUAGAACGAUUCUCUUAUCAUUUAUGUACCCGUACAUCAUUGCUUUGGAGAUGAAAUAAUACCAUCUAUUUAUCUUGAA
Messenger RNA from Aegilops tauschii subsp. strangulata, 1904 nucleotides. Its product is annotated as actin-related protein 8. The record is from RefSeq and is a predicted model, not a curated record. Gene Ontology annotation, molecular function: protein binding. Lineage: Eukaryota; Viridiplantae; Streptophyta; Magnoliopsida; Poales; Poaceae.